GUUGUCUGUUCUGCACUGCUGCUGCCACCGCCGCCGCCUUUUGCGGCAUGACGUCCCCGUCGUCCCUCCUGCUGCUGCCACAGCAGCUGUCAUCAAACCCAAAAAGAUAAUUUCGUCAGACGACGACAGAGAGAAAGCGCACGCCUCUCUGAGGGCAUCCCCACGACGCGCCCCUCUCUUUGGUUUGCUCGGUCGGCCGUUCCUUCAUUCUCCUUCCUUCCCUCUUUCCCUCUUUCCCUCCUUGCGCUGCGAAACCGGGGCACCCUCGAAACACUGUACCGUCGACAACUCGCGAUAUUCAGCAGAGCACCAUCGUAUAUCAACGCCCCUCCCCUCGCGCGCAAGCCCGGCGUUGAUUCACCCGGCGCCCCAACACACCGACCUGCUUCGACCUUCAUACUCUGCUGCCGCCGCCGCCGUCGCGCUUCCUGCUUCUAUGUAAAGGCUUGUCGCUCUCGAUCAUGUUACUACAACCCCGGCGCUCCCCACCACACACCGCCCACGUCUGGAGUAGAAGUGGUCACCGACGACCUGCUCCGUGAGCGACUGACAUUUUGCAACGACGAUUGCUGCCAUUUUUACACGCUCUCUUCCGCUAACCCAACCCAACCGGCGACAUAGCGCUUGCUCGCUGUCGCAUCCUCCACUCUCACCACGAUGCCUGGCCUUCCAGCAUCCGUCGACCUCGACGAAUGUAUCUCGCGCCUAUAUAAGAGGGAGCUCCUCGCCGAAUCCGUCAUCGAGGCCGUUUGCGCCAAGACUAAGGAGCUGCUCAUGCGCGAGAGCAAUGUCGUCCACGUCCGCGCCCCCGUCACCGUCGUCGGCGACAUCCACGGCCAGUUCUACGACCUCAUCGAGAUCUUUAAGAUUGGUGGCUGGUGCCCAGACACCAACUACUUGUUCCUCGGAGACUAUGUCGACCGCGGCAUGUUCAGCGUCGAAACGAUUUCCCUACUAGUGUGCUUGAAACUUCGAUACCCCAAUCGCGUGCAUCUGAUCCGAGGCAAUCACGAGUCUCGCGGCGUCACCCAGUCCUACGGCUUCUACACCGAAUGCUCGAGAAAAUACGGAAACGCCAACGUUUGGCACUACUUCACCGACAUGUUUGACUUCCUGACCCUCAGCGUCGUCAUUGAUGACAAGAUCUUCUGCGUCCAUGGCGGCCUCUCCCCCUCUAUCCACUCCAUAGACCAGAUUGUCAUCAUCGACCGCUUCCGAGAGAUCCCUCAUGAAGGCCCCAUGGCUGACUUGGUCUGGUCUGAUCCAGACCCUGAAAGAGACGAGUUCUCGUUGAGCCCUCGUGGGGCAGGAUACACAUUUGGAGCCCAAGUGGUUAAGAAGUUUCUGGCUGUGAAUAACAUGGACCACAUUCUCCGGGCGCACCAGCUGUGUCAGGAGGGCUUUCAGGUGCUAUACGACGACCGCCUUAGCACAGUAUGGAGUGCCCCCAACUACUGCUAUCGGUGCGGCAACAUGGCUAGUGUCUUGGAGGUUAGCGACACAGGCGAGAGGUUCUUCAACGUCUUUGCUGCAGCCCCAGAAAAUGACCAGCACAAAGACAUGCAGCUGGGAGGCGGAGAGAAACAGGCGGACGGUAACUCGCUUCCUGAUUACUUCCUGUAAUCUGGUUUCAAGUGGCCCAAGAGGUCAAAGAGGUCUCUGGUUGUCGACUGAGAUUUGGAAGGUACACAUUGAUGGAAGGACCUUUGCGUGCACCUCUCGGAGAAAAUAUCUCACUAGCUAGGGUGAUUAGAGAUCAUGCCUAGUUGUUUCAAGUACCCUCGCCUAUGGUUGGGGUUGAAGAUACAACGAGAUAGAAGAGACUGAUACAGUGACUGCUGCUUGUCUCAAUCAGAAAAAGAAGGCAAACAAAUCAAGAACAUAGACAG
Colletotrichum destructivum is the source of this 1889-nucleotide messenger RNA. Its product is annotated as Putative serine/Threonine protein phosphatase PP2A. The record is from RefSeq and is a predicted model, not a curated record. Gene Ontology annotation, cellular component: FAR/SIP/STRIPAK complex. NCBI's taxonomy places the organism in Eukaryota, Fungi, Ascomycota, Sordariomycetes, Glomerellales, Glomerellaceae. Bases 658 to 1623 code for a protein of 321 amino acids. The transcript is spliced from 4 exons. Gene Ontology annotation, molecular function: protein serine/threonine phosphatase activity.